AUGUGGGACUUUGAGCAAUGCGACCCCGACGCGUGUUCGGGGAAGCGACUUUACCGCCAGAAUGCACUGCGUCUUCUGAAGUUGCGCGAGCCUUUUCACGGUGUGGUGCUCACACCGACCGCGGUCGAAAUUGUGAGUCCCGCAGACGCCGGUAUCGUCGCACAGUUCGGUGCCGCCGUGGUGGACUGCUCGUGGAAACAGCUAGACGCGGUGCCGUGGCGGCAGAUGAAGAUGGGCGCCCCACGGCUGCUGCCCUUGCUGAUCGCUGCAAAUCCGGUCAACUAUGGACGACCGUCAAAGCUCAACUGUGCAGAGGCACUGGCAGGCGCGUUGGCUGUUGUUGGCCGCAUCGACGACGCGAAAGCUGUCCUGUCACAUUUCUCGUGGGGCGCGAGUUUCUUUGACGUGAACGCGGAGCUUCUGGAGGGAUACAGCAAGUGCGCUAAUGCGGGGGAAGUGGCGGCAUUCCAGGAGCGCUACGUCGCAAUGGAGGUGCGCGAGAGUGCUGCGCGGCGGGAGGUGGACUUCAACAACGUGGACUUGAUGGAUGCGGCUCCGCUCAAUGCCAAGAGGGGGAAGCUAAAGAACCAGCACGCAUGGCGGCGUCGUGGUGGCGACGAUGAUGACGACGACGAUGAAGACGAGAGUGAUGAAGAGGAAGAGGAUAAAGAGUAUAACGAAGCGGAAAGUGAAGGUGAAGAGGGCGAGGAGGCAGAGGAAGAUGAUGAAGAGAAGGAAGCGAAUCUGGAAGUGGUGAAGGAAAUGGGUGGUGAAGAGGAGGAACAGCACUAG
Messenger RNA from Trypanosoma grayi, 792 nucleotides. Its product is annotated as pre-rRNA-processing protein TSR3. The record is from RefSeq and is a predicted model, not a curated record. Gene Ontology annotation, biological process: maturation of SSU-rRNA. Lineage: Eukaryota; Euglenozoa; Kinetoplastea; Trypanosomatida; Trypanosomatidae. The transcript has a single exon. Gene Ontology annotation, molecular function: rRNA small subunit aminocarboxypropyltransferase activity. The coding region runs from base 1 to 792 and encodes 263 amino acids.